Camelus dromedarius (Arabian camel) is the source of this 4374-nucleotide messenger RNA. It is a transcript of the gene CDKL2, whose product is annotated as cyclin dependent kinase like 2. Bases 523 to 2238 code for a protein of 571 amino acids. The record is from RefSeq and is a predicted model, not a curated record. The transcript has 14 exons. Gene Ontology annotation, molecular function: ATP binding; protein serine/threonine kinase activity. Gene Ontology annotation, biological process: protein phosphorylation. NCBI's taxonomy places the organism in Eukaryota, Metazoa, Chordata, Mammalia, Artiodactyla, Camelidae. Gene Ontology annotation, cellular component: nucleus.
CCCCUUGCAGCUCGGUGGCCAACGCCUUGGCCCAGGGCUAGCGAGAGCCGAGCAGAUUCGCAGACUCCUGGGACUGGGCACCGUACAAGCUGGGAGGCGGUGCCCUCUCACCCCAGCUAUUAUCCCGACAGGCCUUGGCCUUAACAGGUGUUGUGCCUGCCGUGGACGCAUUUUAACCCCGGCCGUAUCUCUCUGGAGACUUUGUGCCUAUGGUUGGGGACAGAGUGAGGUCGUUGCCUUGACGACGGCAGCAUGCGGCCCGCGGUCCUCCGGAGUGUGAGCUUGCGGCAGGUCGAGGCCAAUCUGCCUCCCUGCCUGCUUCACCUGGGACCCGUGACUGUUCCCGCAGAAGAAAUCACGACAACAGUAUAGAAUUGCUAGUUUGCUAGUCAGCAUCUUUUAGACCUGCGAGCGAGAUGCAUUUCACCUGAAAUUUGUUCCCAAGUUGAAAACCUUUGGGUCUUUCCACGCGAAAGGAUUUAAAAGCAACACAAGAAAAAUUCCUUCUGGUUUUCAAUUAAAAUGGAAAAAUAUGAGAACCUAGGACUGGUUGGAGAAGGGAGCUAUGGAAUGGUAAUGAAGUGUAGGAAUAAGGAUAGUGGAAGAAUUGUGGCCAUCAAGAAGUUCUUAGAAAGUGAUGAUGACAAAAUGGUUAAAAAGAUUGCUAUGCGAGAAAUCAAGUUACUAAAGCAACUGAGGCAUGAAAAUCUGGUGAAUCUGUUGGAAGUAUGUAAGAAAAAAAAGCGAUGGUACCUAGUCUUUGAAUUUGUUGACCAUACAGUUCUUGACGACUUGGAGCUCUUUCCAAAUGGACUAGACUACCAAGUAGUUCGAAAGUAUUUGUUUCAGAUUAUCAGUGGAAUUGGAUUUUGUCACAGUCACAACAUCAUACAUAGAGAUAUAAAGCCAGAGAAUAUAUUAGUCUCCCAGUCUGGAGUUGUCAAGUUGUGUGAUUUUGGAUUUGCGCGGACACUGGCAGCACCUGGGGAGGUUUAUACUGAUUACGUGGCAACCCGAUGGUACAGAGCUCCAGAGCUGUUGGUUGGUGACGUCAAGUAUGGCAAGGCUGUGGACGUGUGGGCCGUUGGCUGUCUGGUGACUGAAAUGCUCACGGGGGAGCCCCUGUUCCCUGGAGAUUCUGACAUUGAUCAGCUGUAUCAUAUUACAAUGUGUUUAGGUAAUCUAAUUCCAAGACAUCAGGAGCUGUUUUAUAAAAAUCCUGUGUUUGCGGGAGUCAGGUUGCCUGAAAUCAAGGAAACGGAACCUCUUGAAAGACGCUAUCCCAAGCUCUCUCAAGUUGCGAUAGAUUUGGCAAAGAAAUGCUUACACAUUGACCCGGACAAAAGGCCCUUCUGUGCUGAGCUCCUGCACCAUGAUUUCUUUCGUGUGGAUGGAUUUGCUGAGAGGUUUUCUCAGGAACUACAGUUAAAAGUACAGAAAGAUGCCAGAAACAUUUCUUUAUCUAAAAAAUCCCAAAGCAGAAAAAAGGAAAAGGAAAAGGAAAAAGAUGAUUCCUUAGGCGAAGAGAGAAAAACACUUGUGGUACAGGAUUCCAAUGCUGAUCCCAAAAUUAAGGAUUCUAAAGUGUUUAAAAUAAAAGGGUCAAAAAUGGAUGGAGAAAAGGUUGAAAAAGUCAGUCGAGUUUCCAAUGCCAGCUGUCUCCACAACAACAUGACAAGCCACAUCAAAACAGUGCCUUCCACGAGCCUCCGAGAUUGCAGCAAUGGCAGUGUGGACCACAUGAGGAAUCCAGGCACGGCAAUUCCCCCACUUACACACAACCUUUCUGCAGUGGCUCCCGCUGUUAGUUCCGGAAUGGGGACUAUCCCAGGAGUUCAGAGUUACAGAAUGGAUGAGAAAGCCAAGAAGUAUUGUAUUCCAUUUGUUAAACCAAAUAAACAGUCUCCAUCAGGCAUUUAUAAUAUUAGUGUGACCACAUCGGUUGCUAGUGAAAAGACCCUGCUGCAGGCAAGUAAGAAAAGAAGGGACUACUCAAAGACAGAUGUCCGCUUGCCUGAGCUAAACUAUAAUCAUCUCCCUGAACUAAGAGCCUUGGAAGGCAUCGCUCGAAAUUCCAGGUUAAUAAGGAGAGAGAACAAAAAUCUUUCAGAAUCUCGAAUUCCUUCUCUGGCCACUAUUGACUUGCACGCCCCCAGUAUCGCCUUACAUCAGGUAUCAGGAUCUCCCCCGUCAGAUGAUUCGGAGGCUGAUUUUCCUCGAAUGGAACACCACCACUGAGUGUCAUUUUGAUUCUGAACUGGAUGCUGCUCUAGCACUUGAGAUGACAUCCUUUUGCAGCAGAAGUGCUGAUAUCCUAGAAGAGAUGCAUGAUUUUGAGCAUUUACUUCUGAAUCGUCUGCAUUUUCCGAGAAGGGCCUUGAAGGAGAAGAAAAGACAGACUUCUGAGUGUUUCAAAGGAACCUCGAACAACUGUCCCUUCCCAAUUGUUAUCCCAUCCCGUCACCUGCAAGUCCACUGAUACAAUUUCAAGAUAUAGCCAAUGGAAGAAUAGUGAUAGGUUUCUUGUUUACAUGAAUGUAUAUUUACUAUUAGUAGGUUGUAUAUUUAAAGUGAUUUAAAAAAGGGAGAAAGAGAUAAGCAUUUAGAAGGUCAUUUAUACAUUGAACCUCAUGUGUUAUCUGUAUAAACGUAUACAUUUAUUUGGGAGUGGAUUUGGUGGAGGUAGGUGGUAAAAAGUAAAAUCAGUUGAAGAAAAUGAAAAGAACUAGGAUCAGUAAGAGAAAAUAUUUUCCUUACCCUAAUUUAACUGUAAAACACAUUUAAAAAUCUUGCUUGUUUCUAGGUGUUAAGGAGAUUUGUAACUGCUCUCUAUGGAUAGAUGUGUAUCUUUGGUUUCUGUGAUUAUUGUUGUUUAAUCAGUGUUAUUGUGGGAAUCUGGCCUCUCUGCUGAUCUUCUAAGAACCACACUAAUGCAAAUUUUGCAAAGAAACCUUUUAUUUCUAAUGACCUAGUAUGACUCUCUGUUUUGUAAGAUUCUGGUGCUAAUGUUCCUAUGUGUAGGAACGUUACUGGAACAAGAAUGGGGACAGAGAAUUUUGUAAGUCUGCCUUGGAGCUGAGUACUGUGCUUCUCAUGGGAAAAAGAGGAACACACACCUUAGGAGAUGGAAACAGCUUUACCAACUGACUAGGGCUGAUCACUCUUCUGUGGGCCAAUUGCUCUGGAAGUCUCCAGCUGAAAAGGCGUUGGGGAGGGAAUGCCCACUGUUUUGGACUUCACUCUUGUCUCCUGAGAGCUUGAAGGUGUGUUGCACAGAACCCAGAGAUGUUCCUGUCUCCUGUUUUCUCAGACACUUAAGCCUUCCCCAAAGCUUUUCACCAAGGUGCAAAAUCAUUUCCCUGCAGCCCACACAUCUUUUCUAAUGCACUAGUUCACAACUUUUACAUGGAAGAGUUAAACCAGCUGGACUCCAGGUUUUGGGUUUCUGGGUUUUAAGACAUGCUCUGCAUUUAUCAUCUUAGAGAAUGGUUGUUCAGGGGACCAGAAUCUGUGUGGACUUAUUUUGCCUUAACCAAUUAACAGUGUAUUUUUUCCAAAAGGCUUUGAGGAGAACUUAGCCCCCAGAUUUAACUAGCAGUUUUCUCUGUUACUCUAAGGAGCUUAAUACUGAAAUUCUGACUUUAGACACUCAAGCUUCAAAAGGACAUUCCAGAGGAGGCAAAAUAAGGGGCUCCAAUGUGGAUUCUAUAGGUGGUUCAACUAAAAUUUCACCUUGAUUUUGAGACUCUGUCUUUAGCCUCUGACCAGAUGUUUGACUAGAUUGGUGCGGCUAAUGUACUGAACAAAAUUAGUGUAUAGGUAGUAAUAGGCUUCAUAUUAAAAUGCUAUUGUUUUAUUUUUAUUUUGAAAAAUUUUGCCAGCAGACUGUACAGCAUGGAAAGCAGGCAAUACUUAGAAGCCAAGUGUUUCUCCAGUUUAUUUCAAUGUUAUUUUUAUUUAAGAUCAGUCUGAAAAUAUCACUUCACUGUCUGAGAGUCUAAGAUCAGUUACCUUCUCAUUUCUGUGUUUGCUUUUGAUAUUUUUUGUUUACUAAAACAUUUUGUGAACUUUAGAAUUACAGAACUAAAAAUGAUUUACUGUGAGUCCACGUUGAGACUUGAGAACCAUAUCUGGUUAGAACCUUGGCAGAACUCCUUGAAAAAGAAGAUUUUGCAAAUUGGAGCCAUAGAUACUGAAGCAAAAGAAUCCCUUUUCUCAGUUUAAGGUUACUUUGCUUUGUCUCACUUUACAAGGAUAUGAUUAAGCCACUUACUAAUAGGAAAUAUGUGUAUGUACUGGUUGGGGGAAAUGAGCUUGCUAUGUGUGUAUGUAUCUUUUAAAAUUAAUAAAUAUUAUAUCUUACUGAGCUCCAUA